Molecule: messenger RNA, 369 nt
Organism: Lactuca saligna
Lineage: Eukaryota; Viridiplantae; Streptophyta; Magnoliopsida; Asterales; Asteraceae
Source: the annotation of a GenBank genome assembly
AUGGCGGAUUCUUUGUUAUCUUCGAUUGCUACUUUCCAUACCACAAAGAUCAUCGUCAAUGACUCUUCCAAGUUUCCCUUCAUCGGUUCCAUCCCUGAAACGAUGUAUAGGUGUGUUUUUGCUGCUAGUAUUCUCAUUAUGGAAUACAAGAAAUUACCUUUUUUCGGUCCAAGAGAACUCACUCCCGAGAUGCAACGUUUCCUCGAUGAGGCUGAUAAGUUAAAGAAAGGGGGCAAGAAAGGGAUAAAAAAGAAAGAAGUUCACGAGAGUCCAUCCUUUAAACUUAUCACACCCAAGAAGCGAAAGGGUAAAAAUGUUGAACCUUUGGCUCCUAAUAAGCGAAUGCUGAAAGAGAAAGUGCACAAGUGA